Messenger RNA from Nycticebus coucang (slow loris), 945 nucleotides. Its product is annotated as olfactory receptor 5D13-like. Lineage: Eukaryota; Metazoa; Chordata; Mammalia; Primates; Lorisidae. Gene Ontology annotation, molecular function: odorant binding; G protein-coupled receptor activity; olfactory receptor activity. Gene Ontology annotation, biological process: sensory perception of smell; G protein-coupled receptor signaling pathway. Gene Ontology annotation, cellular component: membrane. Bases 1 to 945 code for a protein of 314 amino acids. The transcript has a single exon. The record is from RefSeq and is a predicted model, not a curated record.
AUGCAGUUAGGAGAAGGAAAUCAGAGUUCUGGAGCCACCUUUACCCUCUUGGGCUUCUCUGAAUACGCCGACCUCCAGCUGCCCCUGUUCCUGGUGUUCCUGACCGUCUACAUGGUCACUGUGCUGGGGAACCUGGGCAUGAUCGUGAUCAUCAGGAUCAACCCCAAACUCCACACCCCCAUGUACUAUUUCCUCAGCCACUUGUCAUUUAUAGAUUUAUGCUAUUCCACCACAGUGACACCCAAAUUGCUAGAAAACUUGAUUGUGGAAGACAGGACCAUCUCCUUCACAGGCUGCAUCAUGCAGUUUUUCUUGGCUUGUGUAUUAGCAGUGGCAGAGACCUUCAUGUUGUCCGUGAUGGCCUAUGACCGGUUUGUGGCAGUUUGUAACCCUCUGCUCUACACAGUGGUCAUGUCCCCAAAGCUCUGUGCAUCCUUAGUGGCAGGGCCCUACACAUGGGGAAUAGUCUGCUCCCUCACACUCACCUAUUUUCUCUUGACAUUAUCCUUCUGUGGCUCUAACAUCAUCAAUAACUUCCUCUGUGAGCACUCUGUCAUCGUCUCUGUCUCCUGCUCUGACCCUUCCAUCAGCCAAGUACUGUGUUUUGUCAUCGCCAUGUUUGAUGAGGUCAGUAGCCUGGGAAUCAUCCUCAGUACUUAUAUCCUCAUCUUUGUCACUAUCCUGAGAAUGCCUUCUGCUGGUGGGCGCCAGAAAGCUUUCUCCACUUGUGCUUCCCACCUGACUGCCAUCACCAUUUUCCAUGGGACUGUCCUGUUCCUUUACUGUGUACCCAACUCUAAGAAAUCCUGGCUCAUUGUCAAAGUGGGUUCUGUAUUUUAUACAGUCAUCAUCCCCAUGCUGAAUCCUUUGAUCUAUAGCCUCAGGAACAAAGAUGUGAAAGAGAGUGUCAGGAAGCUGAUGAAUCACCCAGCACAAUUAUGUUGA